Molecule: messenger RNA, 4302 nt
Organism: Emiliania huxleyi CCMP1516
Lineage: Eukaryota; Haptophyta; Isochrysidales; Noelaerhabdaceae
Exons: 25
Coding region: 1-4302 (1433 amino acids)
Source: RefSeq, a predicted model, not a curated record
AUGAUUUCCCUCUUGCACGCCGUCAUGCUCGUCGCGGCGCCCUCGAUCGCCGCCGCUCGCCCACCUACCUGCCGCGGGGACCCGUUCAUCAACACGCGCAACCGCACCGACGUCGUCAUUGAGCUCUUCAUCGGGUCUGGAGCUCUUCACCCGACGCUCGCCCUCACGACGCCUGCCUCGCGCAAACCCAACAAGACCGACAAGCCGUCCGCGGACCCGGAGCUCUCCAACGACCUGCCCUCCCCCUUUUGUCCCUUCAUGCGCGAGCCCUCGUCCGCGCCUGACCGCGCCCAGCAGCUGUUGUGGGCCGUCCUCCUGCUGCUCGGAGCAUGCGGCGUGCGGCUGUGCGGGUGGCGGCCGCCGCGCUUCGGUGCGGCCUCGGGGCGGAGGAGCAAAGGGCGCCUCGUGCGGUGCCGGACGGGGUUGUGCCGCGGCGCGUGGCUUCUCGUCGCGCUGCUCCCGCUCGCAUCCUCCUUCGAAGUCUACAUUGCCUCAACCGACGCUGGCCCGGGUCCAAGCGGCGGAUAUAACUUAACGCAGUGCCAAGGCACGCAAUUCAACCUAGACGCGACCGACAGAGUUUUCUGGCUGCGCCUCACCGACGUGCGCACGUUUCCCCUCGAUCUGCAUACCUGCGCGGCCAACACAGCCUGGGGCACCGACCUGUCCAUCUUCACGGGAAGCUGCGACACGCUCACGCAGGUGGCAUGCAACGGCAACGGGGAGGGUCUGAGCGGAUGCUACGAAGACUACUCUCGCAUCACAGGACUGCAGCUCACCGAAGGCGAGCAGUAUUGGGUGGUAGUUGGGCCCGGCCAUCUUGAUGACUCCGGCUACAUUCGGCUUGCGGCUGAAUAUCAGAUCCCAUCACCGCCGCCACCGCCAUCGCGACCGUCCCCCCCGUCUGCUCCCCCACGACCGCCGGCCGUCCCCGGCUUUGAUUUCGCCGCGGCGAGCGAGGACGAUCUCCGCUCCCUGAUUGUUGGGGCUGCUGCCGACGUCUCAAUCUACCUGCCGCCCAGCGACGUCGAGAUCAUCGAGUCGGUCGUGAGGGACUGCUCUGCUGGCGAGUCCGGCGGCGUCGUCUUCGCGUAUGACAGCGGUGCGGUCUCGAUAACCAGAUCGAAUGUGGAGGGGUGCUCGGCUGGCUUGGACGGCGGCGUCGUCAGGGCGUAUGACAGCGGUGCGGUCUCGAUAAUCGGCUCGACCGUGUCGGGCUGCUCUGCUCGAUGGGGCGGCGUCGUCUACGCGAGGCGCAGCGGCGCGGUCUCGAUAACCGACUCAGACGUGACGGGCUGCUCUGCUGAUAAGGGCGGCGUGGUCUGCGUGGUUGUGAGCGGUGUGGCCUCGAUAAUCAACUCGACCGUGACGCGCAGCACGGCUCGGGAGGGCGCCGUCGUCUUCGCGUGGUCAAGCGAUGCGGUCUCGAUAAUCGGCUCGACCGUAACGAGCUGCUCGGCUGGCGAGUCCGGCGGCGUCGUCUACGCGAGGUACAGCGGUGCGGUCUCGAUAACCAGCUCGGCCGUGACGGGCUGCUCGGCUGGCAAGGACGGCGGUGUAGUCUACACGGAUGAGAGAGGUGCGGUCUCGAUAAUCGGCUCGACCGUAACGAGCUGCUUGGCUGACGAUGACGGCGGCGUCAUCUACGCGAGGAAAAGCGGCGCGCACGGGGGCGUCGUCUACGCGGAUCGCAGUGUGGUCUCGCUCAUCGACACGACCGUGACGGGCUGCUUGGCUGGCCGGUCCGGCGGCGUCGUCAGGGCGUGGAACAGCGGUGCGGUCUCGAUAACCAGAUCGAACGUGAUUGGCUGCUCGGCUGAAAGGUGGGGCGGCGCUGUGAACGCGAAAGGCGCAGGCGACGUCGAGAUCAUCGACUCGACGGUCAGAGACUGCUCUGCUUCUUAUUACGGCGGCGUCGUCCACGCGUCUGACAGCAGUGCGGUCUCGAUAAUCGGCUCGACCGUGACUGGCUGCUGGGCUGGCGAGUACGGCGGCGUCGUCUACGCGGUGAACAGCGGUGCGGUCUCGAUAAUCGACUCGACCCUGAGGAACUGCUCUGCCACUUAUGGCGGCGUCGUCAACGCGCUUGAGAGCGGUGCGGUCUCGAUAACCAGCUCGAAGGCGACGGGCUGCUCGGCUUACUUUUUCAAGAUCCUGUUUGGCUUCUACCAGAUUGUCACCGUCUUGUCCACCACCUACUCCACGCGUCUGCCUCCAGAGUACACGGGCUGGACCGACGCAGUGGCCGACGCCGUCUCCAUCGACUGGUCGGGCCUUUACUUGCCACAGCAGUGCCUCGGCUACGGUUUGCGGCUGCUCGGCAUCGCCCUCUCGCCCAUCGCCCUCAUAGCGCUGCUAAUGAUCGCUGGAGCCUACACUGUCUCUCCGCCCGGCGAGUCGCUGCGGCAGGUCUCCUACAUGCGAUUGGACGCGAGCGUCGAGUGCGGCACCGAGGAUCACGAGUCUAUCCCCGGCCUCGCCAUCGGCCUCAUCGUCCUCUGGCCCGUCGGCUCGCUGGUCCUGUUCACGGCGCUCCUCUUCGCUUGCCACAAGCCGCUGCAGGCCAAGACGCCGACGGCGCUGACGCGAGCGACCGCCUUCCUCCAUCGGGAGUACAAAACGACCUUUUACUGGUGGGAGGCGUUGGAGCUGGCGCGCAAGCUCGUGCUGACGGGCUUCGUCCUGCUGAUCCCGGAGGAGAAUGCCUUGCUUCGGCUCGUGGUGGCAACCCUCAUCUGUUCCUGCUACGUCGCGCUCGUCGCCGCCACCAAGCCGUACAAGCGUGUCGAGGAUUCUGUCCUCGCCGUCGCGAUGAGCCUCAUCCUCCUCAUCGUCUUCCUCGGCGCCAAUUGGACCACCAUCUUCCUCCGAAUCGUGGAGCGCUCCGGAACCGAUGAUGCCUCUGCCGUAUUCGGUUUCAGCAAGCUUAACCCGAUCGUCAGCACGAUGAUCGGCCUGGCCGGCGUUGCGCUCUUGAUCUCCCUCGCCGGCGCCGUCGUCGCCGCCCGCCUCACGGCCAAGGUCCCAACGAUCCGCCUUGUCUCCACCAAGCAGCCGCCCGAACUCACCCUCGCGCGGGGCCUCGCGUGGCACCUCUUCCUCUCGCACAUUUGGUCGACUGGUCAAGACACCGUCGGAGUCAUCAAGAGCGAGCUGCAGCUGCUGCUGCCAGGCAUCAAAGUCUUUCUCGACGCGCGCGCGCGCAUGUUCAUCGCGCCGCGGCUACUUCCGCUCACCGGCGCUCGCACGCCGCCCGGCCACGCCUCCCCAACGCAGCGCGAGCCGCCGAGCCCCCCCUCGACACUCCCCGCAGCUCACCCUUCGCUCCGCGCGCGCCGCCAGAAUUGCCUCCGCGAGAUCCGGGCGACGCUCGAGCAGAGCAAGCCGCUCGUCCUCGUGCAAGAAGCAGACCCGGCCAAGGGCGGCGGGACGCUGCAGGCGCUGCGCGAUGAGUGCCCUGACGAACUGCAGUCGGACAUCUUUGACCAGGGCCGCACGCAGACGACGUGGUAUCGCAUCGAGGAGUUCCAGCGCGUCUCGCUCAAGACCAUCGCGGUGCUCCUCUGCUCGCCCGACUACGACGGGCUGGACGCCCUCGGCCUGUACGUGCCGGGUGAGCCGCGCAUCCACUCGUUCGCCCUUGCGAAGCCCGUGACGCUCUGGGCCUCGCCGGCCAACGCGGGGUCGGUGGAUCUGGCCAACGAGCUCGCCGCCGCCUUCGCCGGCCUCACCGUCUCCACGGCCGAGGACCGCGGCUCUGACACCUGGUCGGACGAGAGGCUGGCCGAGCAGGUCAGGCAGGCGCGCGAGGACAGGCUGCCGAUCGUGAUGGCGCACGAGAACGACCCCGAAAAGGGCGGCGUGCCCUUCUCGCGCUUCUUUGAGACCACGCCGCAGGAGAGCGACUCUCUCAGAGGCGCGGCCAUCCCGCCGUGUCCCAUGCCCUCCACCUCUCCUUCCAAUGCACCGCAGGAGCUCAUCGCCGGAGGCCUCUACAAGGACCUGGCGAAAUCGUGCUACCCGGGGCGCCACCACGAGGCGCGCGGCAGCGGAGGGCGUUCUCCGCGCCGGGUUGACCUCCGCCGCUGGAAGAGCCUCGUCUGCCGCGCCGUUGGCGGCCUCUUCGAACGGCGGCUCCCGUGGUGUACCUGUGUUAGUGCCAUGCCAGUCCCGUCCCCAGUGUUUGCUCAUUUCGCCCAGUUACCCCCAUUUCCAGCUGGGGAGACUUUUUCGUGGCAAACCUCGUCACACGAAGGAGGAGCUAGCGUGGAACUUUGGAUGCAUAUCGGCAAGCCAAAGUAA